CCCCUUCUUUUACUGCGUCAAGUCAUCGUGGUCCCCAGCUCGAGUCGCAGCGAGACUCGCUUUACAGCAUCGGGUUGGGCUUGCGAGGGGCGAGGUCCUUUUGGCACGCUGUAGAUGGGACCCAACUCCAUGACCUGCUGCGGGGUCCUGCAGCCUUUGGAACCUCUACUCAUUGCAUAUCUGACAUGAACCACUCUGUUCUUAACGCCUCCUACCCUUCAACAGCUACUGAACGACAUCCACACCCGGCGGCACCGAAAGAGAUUGACUUCAAGCACUUCCAAGAGGUCUACCGAUCCGGCCCGCAUUUCAACCCGGACAAGGUAAAGUCUCCUGCGCAGCUGGCAGCAGCACAAUCGUCAGGGCAAGGCGCGUCAUCGCAGGCGUCCUCGACGAACCACCAACAUGGCGCUGUAGAAGAUCUGCACCAGCUGCCGGAGAGGUUCUGGAAGACUCCGGCACUGCUGCUGGACGAGGCUGAGAUGGACGCGAUCAAUAGCGGCGGUGCAUCGUUGCGAUCAUGACACAUCUCUGGAGGCUGCGUCUCUGAAUUGGUCUGAGGAUGAAGUACACGCGCCAGAUUUAAACGAUCUGGAACUCGUCCGCACCCAU
Molecule: messenger RNA, 612 nt
Organism: Tilletiaria anomala UBC 951
Lineage: Eukaryota; Fungi; Basidiomycota; Exobasidiomycetes; Georgefischeriales; Tilletiariaceae
Exons: 3
Coding region: 186-524 (112 amino acids)
Biological process (GO): 2-oxoglutarate metabolic process
Source: RefSeq, a predicted model, not a curated record